Cebus imitator (Panamanian white-faced capuchin) is the source of this 4254-nucleotide messenger RNA. Its product is annotated as KIAA1958 ortholog. The coding region runs from base 223 to 2439 and encodes 738 amino acids. The record is from RefSeq and is a predicted model, not a curated record. Lineage: Eukaryota; Metazoa; Chordata; Mammalia; Primates; Cebidae. The transcript has 3 exons.
AAGCUCUUUUUAUUGCUCGUUUCUCUUUUUCUUUCUCUCUUUUUUUCCUUAGGCAGGAAUUAUUAUAACAAUAAAGGAAACUCACAAAAUUUUUCUCCAAAUCCCACAACCAUAAGUCAUGAGCUGUUUUUACCUUUCCUGGUAUUCUCUUCCAGUCCCUCCUCAUCUACAGUGACAUUGACUAGAUUCAGUUUUGAGGAGAGACACUGCUGAUCCUGUAACAUGGAGGAUUGUCUUCAUACCUCAUCUGAGAAUCUGUCCAAAUUGGUCAGCUGGGCCCACAGCCAUGGGACUAUUUGCAGCCUCAUUCCAAACCUGAAACACUUGCUCUCUGAAGGUUCCCAUGGGAACCUGACAGCAAUGUGGGGCUGUAGUGCUGGCCAUGCUUAUCACUGGCCACUAACGGCUACUUGCAGAGCUGGGUCCCAAGAGAGGGUCUGUUUCCAGGAUAACAGAAGUUUUAACUCUGAUAGUCCCAGCAUAAUUGGGGUGCCCUCUGAGACACAGACUAGCCCUGUUGAAAGGUACCCUGGGCGACCAGUGAAAGCAAAGCUAGACUGUAACCGGACCAGAGACUCUUGUGACUUCUCCUAUUGUAGUGAGCCCUCUGAACUGGAUGAAGCUGUUGAAGAAUAUGAAGAUGAGAACACCCUGUUUGACAUGGUUUGUGAGUCUUCUGUUACAGAUGAGGAUAGUGACUUUGAACCCCAGACCCAAAGGCCUCAAAGCAUUGCUCGCAAAAGACCUGGGAUAGUCCCAUCUUCCCUCCAUUCAAGCUCCCAGGCGCAGAUGAUUGACGAAUGCAGCAAUGAUGUCAUCAUUAAGAAAAUCAAACAAGAGAUCCCCGAAGAUUAUUACAUUGUGGCAAAUGCAGAACUGACAGGAGGGGUAGAUGGACCAGCCCUGUCCUUGACACAGAUGGCAAAACCCAAGCCUCAGACUCAUGCCGGUCCCUCCUGUGUAGGGUCUGCUAAACUGAUUCCCCACGUAACAUCUGCCAUCAGCACGGAGCUAGACCCACACGGUAUGUCUGCAUCCCCCUCUGUGAUCUCCAGACCAGUUGUCCAGAAGACUGCUAGGGUAUCUCUGGCUUCGCCAAACAGAGGACCCCCUGGUAGCCAUGGUGCCAACCAACAGGUGGCCAUGCAAAUGCCUGUGAGCACAUCCCAUCCUAACAAACAGAUCAGUAUCCCCUUGUCUGCCCUGCAGCUGCCUGGACAGGAUGAGCAAGUUGCUUCUGAAGAGUUCCUGUCCCAUCUGCCCAGCCAGGUCUCCUCCUGUGAGGUAGCCCUUUCUCCCUCAGUUAACACAGAGCCAGAAGUGAGCUCCAGUCAGCAGCAGCCCCCAGUGGCUCCAGCCAUAACCACUGAGGCCACAGCACAGUGCAUACCAGACCAGGAUGAAAGAGCAGCUGAGCUCAGCAGGGAGCAGAACGAGAAAACCAUCCGGAGCACGCAGACCGCGCUCCGCAAUUUCCGCGAGUUCCUCAUCUCCAAGUAUCCUUCUGAAACAAGAGAGAUUUAUGUCAUCCCUUGCAAGGAGUUGGAUGCCUACCUUGCGUCCUUCUUUGUUGAUGCCAGGCAGAAGGAUGGGUCCGAAUACGAACCCAACAGCUUGGCCAAUUAUCAGUGUGGGCUUGAAAGGUACCUCAAAGAACACAGGUAUGGCUACAGCAUCACCAGGGAUAAGGAAUUCAAGCGUUCCCAAGAGGCCCUGAAGCAGAAGCAAAUUGAACUCCGCUGCAAAGGAAAAGGAAAUAAGCCACACAAGUCCAUGAAGCUCACCUUUGCUGAUGAGCUCAUCCUGCGGAAAAGGGGAUUGCUAAGCCGAUAUAAUCCUGAGGGUUUGCUCAACCUAGUCUGGCUCAACAAUACAAAAGCUUUUGGGCAUUGCACAGGCUUCCAUGGAUCUACCUUAAAAUGGGGUGAUAUCCGGCUCCGGGUAACAGAGACGGGUCUGGAGUACUUGGAGUGGAUGGGUCAGGACACAGGGGACCUGAAUGCCAAAACCAAGAGAGGGGGGACAGACUCCCGUGUGUAUGCCACCCAGCAUGCCCCGCAGACCUGCCCCGUCCAGGACUAUAAGGAGUAUGCCCAGCGGCGGCCUCCUGCCAUGCGCUAUGAGGAUGCCCCUUUCUACUUAUCCAUCAAGCCGGUCGUGAACUUGGCGGCUCUGCAUUGGUACAACUGCCAGGCCCUUGGCAAGAACAAACUGGCCAAGAUGGUGAAGACCAUGUGUGAGAAGGGCAACAUCCCCGGCAGGAAAACCAACUUCAGUGUGUAUCAGAGCUGCAGCACAUUGUCUGAGGCCCAGAGCAAUCAGCUGGUGCUGAUCUGUAACAAUCUGAGCCAACAGGCUGCCCAGUCAGUGGCGGGGCACUCCAACAAUGGCAAUUUCAUCGUCUCCGCCUCCUAUGACUCUUCCUCAGACACUGCUUGACCAGGUGGCUUGAGCAAGACUCCCGUUUGGUUACCGUGUCCAGAGAAACUGUGAUUAUACAGCGCUUCUCCUUCCCCUUCCUCUGCCCUCAGUGUUAAUUAACUUUAUAAAAAUAUAAAUAUAUAAUAUAUUUUUCUUUUUACAAAUAAGCCAAUGGAGAUAAUUUAGUAUUACUAACAUAGUAUUUAUAGGCUUAAGACAGAUGUACUUGUGGGUGAUCAAAUGUAGUUACUGUUACAAAUUUUACAAAACCAUAGUGGUUCUCAGGCAACAUAAAGCAGAGAGAGAAUUCUGUUUUUUAAAAACUGUCAAAAAGGAAAUUGAAAGUCAUCUUAGACUUAGAUGCUUGUGUCCUCAAUUCCUGCUUUUCAUUCCCACCCCAACUCCCAUUUUUUGUCUCCUUAAUAAAUGGCUUUAUUUUUUUAAUUUUUAAAAUUCUAUAUUAAUCAAGAGGAGACAUUAACUUCACUGCUUACACAAAACUGUAUUCAGCUAGAUCCAGAAUAUGAAAGUGUUGUAUAAGCUCAACAUCAAAUUAUUUACAUGUUCUCUUUUUAACUUAGAGUUUUAGCUCCUGUGCCUCAUUUUUUACAGUGUACGAAAAUCUAGAUGUUUAGCUAACAUCUUUUCUUUUGGGGGGGGAAGGGUAGAAGGAGGGAGUAAAGGUGCCAUUCUUUUAGGGAGGUACGUAAUUUUAAAAUAAUAUGCAAAGUCUAAUAUUCUGGCUAAAAGGACUGUUACAUAGCUCAUUUUAACUAUUGUGCUUGAACCUGGAUAGAAUGUUUCUUUUUUUGUCCCUAAGAAAUGGAUAUAAAUCAAGUUUGACAAGAAAUUUAAACCUACCAAAGCUUUGAAAAUGUUGCCAAGCAUUAGAUUGCAUAUAAAGAGAAGGUAAAGAGUGGGAAGUCUUACUAAAAAUCUGGAAGCAGUAGUCGAGACAACAAAAAAAACUCUUCGUCUUCAAAGUUCAUAUUCCCCAAAUUAUUUAUAUAGAAGCAUUAAACAGGCUCUUUUCUUCUGGGGCAAGGAGAGGUAUUUGACUCUGUAGUUGAGAUCAAAGGAAUAUUGACACUCUUGAAAAUGUGCGAGAUUCUUCUGUAGUAAAUAUAAAUGCAUUUAUCUGUGAUAUCCUGCAAUUAUUAUAAUAAUUUUGGUUAAACAUUUGUGGCAGUUUUCCCAAACUCUUUGUUUUCAAGCCUUGAAGCCUGUGGUGAAUUAUUAAGUUAUUUCAAAAAUAAAUUAAAUUUAGACAUUAGAACCACAAGAAAGCUGAGCUAGGUUCCUAUCCCAUGUAAUCAGAAACACACAUAAAUUCCAAAUCCUGGUUGUUUCACUGGACCUGAGAAUUCUAUUGGGAGAUAUUUGUUCUUCAAGGCUACCUCAUAAUUCACAUUAGCUAGAAAGGUAGGUGGUAUUUUGUACAUUAAUUUGGUAUAUAACCAGAACAACUUCCAUUCUGAAUUGCUUUGCUAAGUCAUCACAGAGCUGAGCUCUCCCAUGGUCAGGGAACUCCUUCCAACACCAAGUCAUAACCAUAUAAAGACCUGUUGAUCUAAGCUGUGACCUUUCAUUUGGCUCAGGAGUGGGAAGUUAGCCGUGGACUUUGUUUGGUGAAAUUAACCUCAUUCUCAUGGCUUUUCCUCCAUAGAGAAAUGUUUAUUUACACAUCCAGAGACAAGAAGAAAGGCAGAGAAUGUCUUGCUUUAUGUUUUUGUAUUGAUAAUGGUGAGAGCUGCCAUUUUUGAGCCAGCAUGCAUGCCAGCACUGUGCCGAAUGACUUACAUGCAUCACAUAUGUAAGUCAUAGUUACUAAUC